Messenger RNA from Cuscuta epithymum, 2066 nucleotides. The record is from the annotation of a GenBank genome assembly. NCBI's taxonomy places the organism in Eukaryota, Viridiplantae, Streptophyta, Magnoliopsida, Solanales, Convolvulaceae.
GUCCAAUAAUAAUGUUCUAAUUUGGGCGCGGCUAGCAAAAAAUAAGGUGUUUAGGGCUAUUUUGCUCCGAUUUAGGGCUUCGUUAUUAUUAUUUAGAAACAGGAAUUCAGGGCUAUUUUGCCUUUAACCGCAGCUCGAUUUCUCAACUGAAGAAGUGAAGAGUUUGCACGCUUACAACUUCACAAGCUGUUUUCGAUCUAAUGGUUAGUCAUCCUUCUCUUCGGAGCAGAACUUCGUCGGAUCUAGUAAGUCAGCUGCCAGAAGAUAUAAAGCACAAAAUAUUAGAGUGUCUAGAUACUCGAGAAGCGGCCAAAACUGCUCUUCUCUCCACUCAAUGGAAUGAGGUUUGGUUGCGACAUGGCCGGCUUGUCUUUAGUGAUGAGGGCUUAUUAGGAGAAGGUAAAGGCGUUAGAUGCUCGAGAAUGAUAACUAAUGCUCUGUUUCUCCGUCCUAGACCGGUUAGGAAAUUCACUCUGGACACUUCUCAAUGGAGACCUGCUAUGAAGCAGUCGGAUUUAGAUCUUUGGUGUCGUUUUCUAUCAAAAAAUGGUAUUGAGCAACUUAACCUCAAUAUUGCUGCUGAGAACGAUAUGGGAAAUAUGUACAAACUACCUGUUUGUAUAAUUUUCUGCCCGACAAUCAAACAACUGCAACUUGAGUACAUGGAUAUUAGUUUGCCAGUCAAUAUUCGACAGGGUAGUAUGUUUUAUGGUGUUACCUCUUUAGAGUUCAGUUGCGUUGAUUUUUACCGUGAUGAUAGCCUCACAGUUAUCCCACGUAUUCCUUAUCUUGAGGUGCUAGUGUUCUGGGAUUGUGAUGGGAUAGAUAAGUUCGUGAUCGAUGCUCCAAGACUUAAAUACCUCAGCUUUACCUAUGCCCAGUUCGUGGCUGAAUGGAAAUGGUUUGAACUUCAUUUUCGUGUCAUUAAGACUCUUCGCUUCGGUGCAUUUACAUUUUUGGUGAGAAUCGUGCCUUUGUACAAUGUUGCACCAUUCUUAAAGGAUAGGCCCUGAUACAUAUGUUUUUUCUCUAGUCUUUGAGAGUUCUUUUCUCAUUCAGGGUUAACCACUUGCUUUGUUUGUCUUUGACUUUAUAUAGUAUAACACCGAUGCUACAAUAAAUAUCCAAGAGAGGCUUCCAAUUGCUACAAAUCUGCAAGUGAUUGAGCUGCGUUUUUUUAGAUUUGCUGAUGCGAAUUGCGUUAAUCUUGUUAUUCAAUUGCUUCGGAAAUGCCCAAAGCUUCGCGAACUGGAGAUGUUUAUAUUAAAGCAUCAGUCACAUUUGCAUGGUGAAGCCGAUCCAACAAUUUUGAGAGAUAUGGACAGUUGGUUUAGUGAUCUGGAUCUCGGCGAGCUUAGAACAGUCAAGAUGAAAUCAUUUGACGGAUCAACACAGGAAAUGCUCUUUAUCAAAUUAAUUCUAUCAAAGUCUCCCUCCCUUGAGGAAGUUUUAAUUACGGAAUCAGACCGCAUUGAUGCCUCUGUGGCUUUAAAAGCACCAAGGGAGAUGAUCUCCUACCCUCGUGCGUCUCCAAAAGCGAAAGUGAUUUUCUGUGACAUAAGUAGGGGCUGCUCUAUUCCCUGAAUAUAAGGCAUUUGUAGCCCUUUAUAAGGGGCGUUUCCUUUGAUUCUCCUUGCAUAUGUUCUACACAAAAUUCUAAAGCCCUUUUGUUGUGAUAUAUUUGGUGACAUCCAAUUUUCUUACAUUUUAUUUGGUGAUUUAUGGUUUCUUUAAUUUUCAUAACCACGCUUAAUUCACAGGUUAUAUAAGUUCUUCUAUAACUUAUGGGUUCUUCAUUUUUCAUUUGAGGUUGGAAACCGAUGGGCAUAAGAAACUGGAGUGCUCGUGAAGUGACAUUUGGUAUUAUAGAACAUUUAACUCACAGAUUACAAGGUCUUACUUUUUACUAAUUGAAGAGCGUAGGUUAUACCAUGUACUACAUAUAUGCUAUAGGGAAGUAGAACAUUACUGGAUUAUCCGUCUUUUGUAUUUGUUGGAGCAUUCCAUCAUCCUCUUGGGAUUGUACUGUUUCUAGUCCGUAUUUUAGAAUAGAAGCUGAAUCGUGG